ACUCUAAGACAGUUAAUCAUUCGGCUCUGAUGCAGGAUCCGUCCAGCAUUCCUGAGUCGCUGCUCCGACGACCGCUGAGGCCACAUGGCUGCUCCACAACCCAGCAGCAGAUCUGAGAGCAGACGUGGAGGAGUCCUGGUGAAGAUCAGAGAGUUUGACCCUAAGACGGUUUUCUCCUGGCAGCUGCUGAAGACGCUGGCCAUGGGUCAGGGUCUGGCUGCUCUCAUCUGCGGCACUGCCGUCUCUUCCCAGUUCCUGGCAUCACACUUCCAUGUGAACACGCCCAUGAUGCAGAGCUUCCUGAUCUACUCGCUGCUGUGUGUUACCUACACCACCAUGCUGUUCUGCAGGACAGGGGACGACAAUAUUUUGGAGAUUCUUAAGAGACGGUGGUGGAAGUACUUGUUGCUGGGGCUGGUGGAUGUGGAAGCCAACUACACUGUGGUCAAAGCGUACCAGUACACCACUCUCACCAGUGUGCAGCUUUUGGACUGCUUUGUGAUCCCGGUCCUGAUGGUUCUGUCCUGGUGGAUUCUGAAGACACGUUACAGAGUGGUCCACUACGUUGCUGUCUGCAUCUGUCUCUUUGGAGUGGGGGCUAUGGUGGGGGCCGAUCUGUUGGCUGGAAGAGAUCAGGGCUCGGCCUCCAAUGUCCUGUUGGGAGAUGGUUUGGUGCUGCUCAGUGCUUCUCUGUACGCCGUGUCCAACGUGUCUCAGGAGUAUACCGUGAAGAAUCUGAGCCGAGUGGAGUUCCUGGGGAUGGUAGGCCUGUUCGGUACCAUCAUCAGCACUGCACAGAUGGUUGUCCUGGAGCACUAUGAGAUUUCCACCAUCAAGUGGAGCUGGCAAGUUGGCCUCCUGCUGGCUGCCUACACUCUGAGCAUGUAUGCUCUCUACAGCUUUAUGCCCAUGAUGAUGAAAGUGAGCAGCGCCACCUCGGUCAACCUGUCACUGCUCACCGCCGACCUCUUCAGCCUUUUCUGUGGGAUCUUCCUGUUCCAGUACAACUUCUCUGGACUCUAUGUGAUCUCCCUCAUCGUCAUCCUGAUUGGCUUCAUUGCCUUCAACGUUGUCCCAACUCCUGCUAACCCCUCAGACAACAGCAGCACCUCCUCUUCCACCUCCAUCUCUGAGGAUGGAUGCUAUGACAACCCAGUGGCCACAGAAAAUGCCUUCACCCAAAUGGAGCUGUCUGUUAAGAUCCCCGCUGAGGUAAAGGAGGAAGAGGACCUAAAAGAGAGGAAGAUGAGUGCUUCGAGGUCAUGCCGGAGUCUUGGAGGAAACAAAAGUGAUGGAGAACUUACUGAACAAAGCACCAAACUUUGAAUGAAUCGUAAAGACAAAAUAAUCAAUAUUUAUUUAUUGAGCUGUUAUCAAAACAAAGCUGGAAUAGUCAUGAGGACAAAUGUUCUUUUUUAUAUCGUUGGUGUGAGUUUGUGUGAUUUGUAACAAAGAAAAAUCUAAAAUGUCUGAUUUAACUGUUUAACUGUUAAAGAAAAGCUAUAAAAACUGGAUGAAUUA
Messenger RNA from Nothobranchius furzeri (turquoise killifish), 1521 nucleotides. RefSeq names its product info solute carrier family 35 member F2, like (gene slc35f2l). The record is from RefSeq and is a predicted model, not a curated record. Gene Ontology annotation, cellular component: membrane. Gene Ontology annotation, molecular function: transmembrane transporter activity. Gene Ontology annotation, biological process: transmembrane transport. NCBI's taxonomy places the organism in Eukaryota, Metazoa, Chordata, Actinopteri, Cyprinodontiformes, Nothobranchiidae.